Molecule: messenger RNA, 2818 nt
Organism: Bicyclus anynana (squinting bush brown)
Lineage: Eukaryota; Metazoa; Arthropoda; Insecta; Lepidoptera; Nymphalidae
Gene: Tsc1
Product: nuclease SbcCD subunit C
Exons: 3
Coding region: 291-2654 (787 amino acids)
Biological process (GO): regulation of cell cycle; negative regulation of TOR signaling; negative regulation of cell population proliferation
Cellular component (GO): TSC1-TSC2 complex
Source: RefSeq, a predicted model, not a curated record
AUGUCAUCUGUGGCGAACUGUCAAAGUGUCAAGUGCCAAUGUCAAGUGAACUGUCACAAAAAUCUUUUUCGUUGUGAAGAAAAAAUUGAGAAAAAUAUAUUUUAAAAUUGCAACUUGUUAUCUGCACGUAACAAUAACAGCUAUUGGUAACUUCAUAAUCUUAUCAAAUCUAACAACACUACAUCGCGAACGAGUCGUCUCUUCUCAGGAGUCCAUAUUUGUUCAUCAAAAUUCCUCCAGCUGCGGUGAACGAAGGUUCUUCUCUCCGCACUGCUAAUUGGUGGUCGGAGAUGCUGGCCGCGUGCGAGGCGGGCGAGGUGUUCGCGCUGCUGGAGGCGCGCGACGCGCCCCAGCACUGCGCCGCGCUGUUCGCCGCCGUGCGCGAGCCGUGGCUCGUGCGCGCGCUGCUGCUGUACCACGCGCGCACCGGCUCGGCGCGCGCGCUCGAGCUGCUGGCGCGCGCGCCCGAGCCGCACGCGCGCCACCUGCUGGACGCGCUGCACGAGCAGCUGCGCGCCGAGCGCCCGGCGCGCGCGCAGGCGCUGGCCGCGCUCGCGCCGCUCGUGGCGCGUCGCCCCGCCUGGCUGCGCCGCCUGCCCGCGCACCCGCUGGCGCGCGAGCUCCUGCGCGCCGCGCCGCGCGAGCGCGAGCCGCUGCCGGCGCUGCAUGCGCUGCUGGCGCUGGCCGCGCUGCUGCCCGCCGAGCCCGCGCUGGCCGCUCCGCACUGGCCCGAGCUGGCCGACGCGCUGCUGCGCCCCGCCGCGCUGGCGCCCGCGCCGCCGCCCGCGCGCGACCACCUGCGCCUGGCGCAGCUGGCGCUGUUCCACGCGCUGUACGCCGCGCAGCCCGCCGCGCUGCUGGACGCGCUGCGCGCCGAGGCCGGCGCCUCGCCCGCCGCGCGCGCCGCCUGGGACGCGCUGGCGCCGCUGCUGGCGCGCGUGCGCCUGCACCCCGCGCUCGUGGCGCCGCGCGAGGACGAGGAGGAGGCCGCGCCCGCGCGCGCCGAGCCGCCGCCCGCCGCCGCGCCGCCCGCGCCCGCCGCGCCGCCGCCGGGCUCGGGCGCCGCCGCCGCGCGCGCCGCCGCCGCGCUGCGGCCGGGCGUGGAGCCGUGGUUCGCGCUGGGCGAGCGCUGCGGCGCCGACUCCGCGCCCGCCACGCCGCUGCCGGCCGAGGCGGACGCCGCCGAGCCGCCCGAGGCCGCGGUGGAGGCCACGCCCGAGAACACGCCGGCCAAGGAGCCGCGCGCCGCGUUCCGCUACCCCGAGUCGGGCGCGGCGCGCGCGCUGCUGCCGCGCAAGGAGGCGUCGCCGCCCGCCGACGCGUACGCGGCGCGGCUGGCGCGCGUGGCGCUGGAGCGGCGCGCCGCCGCGUCGCCCGUGGCCAUGAGCGGUGCGCCGGCGGCGGGGCUGGCGCGGCCCGAGCCGCUGGCGCCCGAGGACCGCGAGGUGCGCGAGCUGACGCGCGCGGCGGCGGACGCGGCGCCGGCCGAGCGCGCGCCGCGGCUGCGCGACCCGCGCGCGCGCGCCCCGGGCCCGGCGCCGCCUCAGGCCGCGCGCGCGCCGCGCCGCGCCGCCUCGUGCCCGCCGCGGGCGCCGGGCGCGCGCUCGGUGGCGGUGCAGACGCUGGACGCGUGGCCGGAGCCCUACGAGUUCGUGCUGGCGGACCUGUACCGCGCGCUGCCGGACGAGAAGUGCAUGCAGACGGACUCGGACGAGGAGUGGGGCGAGGAGCCCGCGCCCUGCCGCCGCCUCGACGCGUACCUGGCGCGCCUGUACGCGGGCGGCGACGGCGCCGCGGCGCCCGGCGAGCUGGCCGAGCAGCUGGCGCUGCUGCACGCGCAGCUGCUGUACGAGCGCUGGCGGCGCGAGGCGCAGGCCGAGCGCGCGCGCCGCCUGCUAGGCCGCGUGCGCCAGGCGCGCGGCGCCGAGCUGCAGAACGCGGCGCUGCGCGAGCGCCUGCGCGCCGCCGCCGCCGAGCGCGACGAGCUGCUGCGCCGCCUGGCGCGCCCGCCGCCGCCCGCGCCCGCCGCCGCCGAGCGCGAGCGGCGCCUGGAGGCGGCGCUGGCCGACGAGAGCGCGGCGCGCCUGCGCGCGGAGGCGGCGCUGCGCGAGGCGGAGGCGGCGCGCGCGGCCGACGCGGCCGAGCUGCGGCGCUCGCGCGGCGAGUCGUUCGAGGCGGCGCGGCACGUGGAGGCGCUAGCGCGCGCGGCGCUGGCGGCCGAGCGGCGCGCCGAGCACGUGCGGCGGCUGCGGCGCGAGCUGCUGGUGCUGGCGGAGCGCGAGGCGCGGCUGGGCGGCGCGCUGCGGGCGGGCGCGGGCGCGGCGGCGGGCGCGGGCGCUGCGGCGGCGCGCGCGGCGGGCGAGGAGCGCGCGCUGCGGGCGGCCCUGGCGCGCGCGGAGGCGGAGGCGGAGGCGGCGGGCGCGCGCGCGGAGGCGGCGGGCGCGCGCGCGCACGAGCUGGAGGCGGCGCUGGCGGCGCGCGAGGCGGCGGUGGCCGAGCUGCGGCGCGGCGCGCGGCUGGCGGCGGAGGAGGCGGGCGCGAGGCAGCGCGCGCUGCGGGAGCGCUGCGGCGCGCUGGCGCGGGCGGUGCGCGCGGGCGAGGCGCGGCGGCUGGAGCGGCUGGCGGCGGCCGAGGAGGCGGCGGAGCGCCGCUAGCGGGGCGCAGCUCGACGCGCCACAUGAAUCGCUCUAAAAUAUAUAUUUUGGACAGAAUGCGCCAGUACGCGUGAGGCGGGCCCGGCGGCGCCCCGCGGCGGCAGGGCUCGGGGAGUCCAUAUAUUGUAUCUACAGAUUAUGCAUAUUAUAUAGAUUUUUCGCAA